AUUAAUAAUAAGAAGAAUAAACUAGACAUGGUCGAGACAUAACAUAAAGCAUUAUAUGAUUAAUUUAGAUUAUGCCUUAUCUUUAAUGACAAAUGUAGUUUCUAAAUUGCUUGUGAUUAAAUAUUUUAAUAAACAAAAACAUAAUAACAUAUAAAAAUAUCUCCUAUAACAUAAAAAUUGUGUGCAUGAGACAUUGUAUAUUAUAUAUCGCAUCGUCAUAUCUAUUUUGUUCUUCGUCAAUGAUUCAUGUGUUAAAAAGUAAGGUUAUGUCACGUGUGACAAAGACUUGAUUGUUUUGAAAACUAUUAAAAUGAAUUUAUAUCAUUAAAUAUUCAUAAUAUUCAUAAUUAUUUUAUAACUAUUAGUAAUACUCCAAUAACUAAAAUAAAAUAGAUUUUUAAAUUUAUUUAAUAAGAGAUAAUAAUUAUUCUUAUAUAUAACUUACAUAUAACUUUUUUAAAUUAAAAAUAUUUUAAAAUCAUUAUUGUAUAAUUGUAAAUAAAUUAUAAACAAAUGUUUAUAUAAUUAUAUUUUAUAUAGUUUAAAAAAUUGUAUAAUUUUUAAUUGUUUAAAAACAAGUGUUUUAAAAUCUUUAAACUAUGACACGAUAUGCAAGAGCUAAGGGUUCAAAAGCAUCAAAUGAAAGAACACCCAAUGAUGCUACACCAUGGCAUUUAAUGAAGCAACAAUUAAUUGAAAAUACAUCAAAAGAAGAAAAAUCCUUUAAAGAAACUAAAACUGUUAAAGAACUAUUGGAAAAUACACAAAAUACAAGUGAUAAUGUUGAAAAUGCUUAUGGUUCUUGGGCAGAAUUUCCAAAUAAUUUUAAAAAAAGAGAUAAUUUUACAACAGAAAAGAUCAAAAAAAAGCGAAGGAUUAUUAAUGAAGUUGAUAAUUCUAUAUCAAUCGUAAAAAACAAAGAGUAUCAAAAAGAUGAAUAUCAACCUAAUGAUACAAGUAAUAAUAAAAAAAGAAAGAAAGAUAAUAUUUCAGAAAUUAAGGAAAAUAAUACUGAUGCAGAAAUCAGUGUAAAUGAAUCACAAAAUAAAAAAAAUAAACUUUCUAAACGUCAAAAACGUAACAUGAAGAAGAGAAAUUCGAAUGAAAGUAUAUCCAAAAUCAUAGAAAAUAAUAAUGACGAUAGUACUGCAUCAAAAAGUAUAAAUAAUAACAAGAAUGAAAGUAAAAAAAUCGAUCAACCACAAAGAAAAUUUGAUAAAAAUUUUCCAAUUAAGUCACAAAACUUUAGAAGUGUCCCAAAUAAAUUUGGUGUGAAAAAGCUUGACAAUCAAAAACGAAAAAGAAAACCACCUAAAAUCCGGGAUGAUAAGGAACACAAAAGAAGAAAAGCAGAUUUAGGUCCUUCAAAAAUAAUCAUCAAUGGUGUAGAAUUACAUAUUGUAAAAUUUGAUGGAUUUCCAGUUAAAAAAGAAGAUGCAGAGAGAUUAAGUGAUUUAAAACAGAAAAUGAUCAUGAAAGGUAUUCCACAAAAAGAAAUAAAUACAGCAAUGAAAUUGGAAAGGAGGAAAGCUGAAAAAGCAUUAGCUAGAAUUAGGAAAUGUGUAUGUUUUCACUGUCGCAAAUCUGGACAUAAUUUGUCUGAUUGUCCUGAACUUAGUUCAGAACAAGGAGGAACUGGAAUCUGCUUUAAAUGCGGAUCAACAGAACACACUCAUUUUGAAUGUAAAGUUGCCAAGCCAACGGAAUUCAGAUAUGCAACUUGUUUCAUUUGCCGUGAACAAGGACAUAUCGCUAAACAAUGUCCCGAUAAUCCUAAAGGAGUUUAUCCUCAAGGAGGUGCUUGUAAAAUUUGUGGAGAUGUUACGCAUUUAAAAAAAGAUUGUCCAGAUUUGAUUAAAGAAAAGGAAGAAAAUACCGUUACAGUAAAUACAAUUACAAAUGGUAAUUUAGAAUGCCUAGAAGAAAAUGUAAAUAAUUUAGAUAAAAAAGAUAAUAAAAAAACUAAAAAAAUAGUGAAAUUUUAGUGUUAAAAAAUAGAGAUAAAUUUUUGUAUAUAAUUAUACAAAAUCUUGUAUAUGUUAUACAAAAUUAUGUAUAUACAAGGAAUAAAUAACUUGCAAUGUAAACAUAAGAUUUAUUGAAAAGUAUAUAUGUUUGACAUAUACAUUAUCUUCAUACAUACACUUUAAUGUUAUUUAAACCACCAUCAUGAAAAAUCUGAUAUCAAACAACACAUAUUAUAAUUUAUGUAUUGCCUAUUUACAUUUGAAUUUUUAAUUCAGUUAAACUUUUUACAUAUUAAUUGUACAAUGUAAUCAUAUUCAUUUAAAUAAAUUUUUCUAAUGUAGAGAAAUAAAUUAUUUAUUAAUCUUGAUGAUAUCAGAUUUUUUCUCUCAAUGUACAGAGGACAAAUUAUAAAGGUAUAGAUAUACAAUAGAUUAUCUGUACAUAGUAGUAGUUUCUUACGCAUAUACAUUAAUAUUGUUUGCAAAAUUUAUAAUAUUAAUUUUAAAUUUGUAUUUUCAUAUUAGAUUUGUUAUACAAAUGCCAUGUAACAAGUAGAAACGUACAAUUAAUUUUUCAUUAUCAUUUUUUAACAUCUAAAUAAAUGUCGCAAUUUCAAUUCACACAAUUUUUAUCUUAUUAUAUUACGAUGCCUGUACAAUUCAUAUGCUUAAAAUAAACAUUACCAUUUGAAAUAAGAAUUUUAUGAAUAUAUAAUAUAUAAUAUAUAUUUAUAUCUGUAUCUAUAUUACAUUUGUCCUUAUACUGUUCUAUAUAUAAACUCUAUAUUUUAUAUUAAUCUGCUACAUAAAAGUUAUACUUUUAUCACUUCUAAUGGCAGACAGAUAUUAUUACUGCAGUGAUGAUUAAGUCAACGCAUGAUGAGAAAUAUCUGUUUAUCUGUAUCUAUUGAAUUUUUAAUUUAUAUAUUAGAUAAUUGAAUUCUUGAUAUCUUUAUUCACUGCAAUGCCAUUCGUUCUAUCAUUAUUUAAAUAAUUUCUUAUAAUCCUAAUUAUAUGUAAUUCCUUAAUUAUAUAUGACCAUAGUUAAAUUAAAAGAGUGAAUUUAUUGCAACAUAUAAUGAAAAAACCUUGAUUAUUUUAGAAUUGUUAGAAAUUAUGCGAUAUUACAUAUAAUAAGGAAAUAUAUGAAAAUGUAUUAAUAUUUUUUUUUUCAAAAAUGAAAUACAAUGAAAGAAAAUUUCCCAACUUCCUUGAAAAAAAUCUAUUAAUAUUAGUUACAAAUGAAGAAUCGAUAAGGAAAAAAUCAUAAUACAUCAUUUAGAGAUAAUUCAAAUAACUCCUUUUACGGAUUACGUAAGUUUUUUUUAAAAAUUUUUAAUAAUGAUAACGAUUAUAAAUAAAUUCGAUUUAAUCGAAAAUUUAGGACUUUUUAUAAACCUUCAAAAUAAAAUAUAUACACUAACUAUUUUGAAAUUUAUCAAAAAAAUAUAUUAAAUCACCAUGCAAUAUGAAAACUUAUAAUGAAGUCAUUUUAUUAGUAAAUUUUGAACUCGUUCAUAUUGCAUACCGAUCAAAAACUCGAAUAUUCUGAAUAAUUCAUAAAACUCUACCAUUAUUCAAUAUUUCACGAAUACAUACAUUUCUUAUCAAAAAAAAAAAAAAAAAUGAAUUAAUAAUUAAUAAUUAGAAAUAAUUAAAAAUUCAAAUUUAGAUAUGAAACAUAAAAUUUAAGAUAUUAUUUGUUUUGUAUUUCUUUAGCCUCUUAUCUUGAUUUCCAAUAAAAUUAAUUUUUAAAAUGUAAUUGACAAAUAUAUAAAUAUUUUUUAUAUGUUGUCUGUAUUACAAAAUUUCAUUCAACCGUGUCAUUUCUGAAUUUGCUUUUACGUCCUUGAUAUAUUAAAUGAUAAUAAUUAAUUAAUUUUAUAUAAUUUUUAUCAAAAUUUCAACGAAAUUGAAAAUAAUCUAAUAUAUUUGUUAAUUACGCUUCCAAUCGUUAUAUUAUAACAAAUUUAUAAUUUUAUUACACAUUAUUUAUAAUUUAAUUACACAUAUACGUGUAAUUUAUACUUAUAAAAAAAAACUUUACGUUUACAAACAAUACAAAAUCAGAAAACAGUUGAAUGUAUUACAUUUUAAUAUCUUUUACCAUUAUCUUUGGUAUAUAACACUUGUAAUUAUUGGAACCAAUUAUAAAAUUAAGAAGUACCGAUAACUAACAUUUUCAAUUUUGUAACUUCAGAAUAUGUACGCAAACUUCGAAAAUUUUCAACAUUGUAUUUUUUAUCAAAAUGUACCUGCUAGGUAGCUUCAGCUUUGUGUGCUGACUCUAUGAUUUCCUUGAGACAGCGACCGAAUUCUUCGAUUAUAAGUCUUUGUGAUGUUUCAUCAUCAAACAUGUUACGUUCUGCUUCAUCAGCUUGUGCCAUUAAACACUCGCACGUUAUUUGUACUACUUUAUCAGUCAAAAAGUUAAACGGUUGCCUAUAAAAAAUUUAAAUAUGUAUCACAAAUAUAAUUCGUAAUAUUUCAAUUUUUUCGUUUUCUUUUACUUAUUUAAUGUUUUAAACAUACCUUGCACCAGUAUUUGAUGUUGCAGGAGGCCUAAAAGUCAUUUCUGAUAAUUGUAAUUUUGUCUUAUUUAAUGUAAGUUGUGCAGUUCUUACUUCGGCUGCUUCGGCUAAGUCUUUUAAAGAUUUUUUCUCCAAAUUCGGUUCUUCUAUAUUACGACACCCUAUACAUUUACAGUUAGCAGAGCAAGGAAUCUUAGCCUGGAAAAAUAAAAAAAAUAUUUUAAUAAAAACAUUUUAUCAUCUUGCAAAUUAUUUAUGCUUAAUUAAUAAUUAAAUUAGAUUAAUUAAAAGACCUCAUAACAUUCACAAUAAUUCUUCAAACAUCCACUUCGUUUACAGUUGCAACCUUUGUUAUGUCUACGUAUAUCGUCACCAGUUUCACGACCUUUGCCAAUUUUUGGACGAAAAGCAUUUGGAUUACGUUCCAAACAGGAUUUAAUAGCACGUUGUCUUUCUUCUUCAUUUCCAAGAUUAUUAGAGCAAUUAUUACAGUUACACAUAUGACAGAAUUCUCCAUUCGCAAAACAAUCACAAUAUCUGCAACAGAAUAUAUUUAAAAAUUUCCCUUUCAUUUAUUAAAGCAUUAAUUAAAGUAAUAAUUUAUUAAUGUCAAAAUCAAAUAUUUCUCACAUCAUAGAACGAUCUUUUAAUUAAAGACGGAAUGUGACCUCUAUUGUGGACUGUCAUUUUACAAUACAUAUAAUUUAAAAAAAGUGAAAAGCAAUAUUUGAUGUUCAAUUUUUAAAAAUAGAAUCAUACUCAUAAUAAUUAUAUAUGCGAAAAUUAUGCGAGUUACUUUACAAUUUUAUGUUAUUUUAUUAUUUUACUUACAACUUAAGACAUUGUGAUUUAGUACAAUUGCAUGGUUUUCUCGGCCUAAUACCAUUUGGCUCAACACUA
Heterotrigona itama is the source of this 5398-nucleotide messenger RNA. Lineage: Eukaryota; Metazoa; Arthropoda; Insecta; Hymenoptera; Apidae. The record is from the annotation of a GenBank genome assembly.